AUGGCUGCUAAUGGUGCCUUUAUUUGGGAAAAGUUCUCCCAAAAUAUGGUAAGAUGUUGCCAAUCCUCUAUGGUUUCGGUACGGGUCCCCUUUUUGGAGGAAUUGCUUCAACUGGUUAAUUCAGGAGAAUUGGAGACCCCCCAAUUAUCUCAGAUCUCUCUCGCUCUCUUAAACACAUUUACAAGAUACCAGGACUCGAAAUCGAAGUCGUUAGUCGUUAAGAUUCUAAGCAGCGUUGUCACGCUAGAUAACAGGUUUUUGUCAAGUUACAUCGAUUUUAUUUUGGCACAAGUGGAGAAGUCCCCCGGAUCGAAAGCCUUGGUAGAUUAUCUCAAUCUGCUAGAAUGGCAUGAUGCAUUUCUUCAGAUAAUUGCCCAAGAUGACGAAGUAUUCAGAGAACACGUCGGCCGCCUAGUAAAGGCUCACACAUUUGCCACGUACGGUGCUGAGAGCGUUUUAGAUACUCGCGAAACAACGAAAAAAACUCACAGUGAGCGAAAUCAACACAGAAGAAGAGUUCGUCAUAGCAUUUUACAGUCAACAAGCAAGGCCUUGGUUUCAUCGUUCGCCUUGAACAAUGCCGAAGAGCGCUUCAGUCUGAUAUUGGAUAUCUUACUCGGCGACAGCAAGAAUUCUUUGCCAGUUUCAGGCGUUAUAUUACUCAUGGGUGCUCUUACCCAGGCCAGUCUUCAGCUGUUGCCUUCUAGGCCUGCAAUUCAUAACCUGCUUAAGGAGAAAUAUGCCGAUGAGUAUUGUUCUUUUAUCGGUAAGGAGGUUGUUCUGGGAAAGGACCCUCCUUCAGUUUUUUCGCUCGAAGUUUGCUUGAAGCCCUUUUUGCAUGAAUUCGUCGACGAGGGUAAGCUCAAUUCACAGAUUCUACCUAGCCUAGAGAAGGCUAUCUUAAGAGCUCCCUCAUUCGGCUUAAAUUUUUCUGCUGAGCUUUACUCUGGUCUCGAUGCACAACAGAUAGACCUCCUUCAUUUUUUUGUUUCCUCGAAACUAAUGCCUCAAUGUUUUUCGUCACUGAAGAGUGCAAAGGAGGAAGUAAAAAAUGAGUCCCUUUCUUCUAUGCUGACCUUGCUAUCCAAUGUUACGGAAGCUCAAACGCAGGAGGAUGACCUGCUAAGACUGGUUGAUGAGAUUUUCAAGAACAUCAAGUCGAACAUGAAUGCCGAGUAUAAAACUAUGGCAUCUGACAUACUUUUUGCCAUCCCGACGUAUUCAAGAAAAAUAAGCUUGAAAAUUUUAACACUCCUGGCCACAUAUAUUUCCAAAGAGGCUAAUGAAAUAUCACUCAGUCAUAUGCUAUGCGCCUUCUUUCUUCACUAUUUCAGCCUGAAGGAAUCUGAUCCCGCAUUGAACAAAAUCAUCACUGCUGGGCUUGCAGAGAAGAAACUGAACUUAAGGAAAGUGUGGUUUUCCAGUUUCAUGAGGAAUUGCCAUAUGGCUUCACAGAGCGUUAUGAAUGAGUUUUCUGAUGUCCUGCUUGAAUUUUUAACAGAUACCUUGGCUCACUGUCAGAGAUACGAUUUAGUGAGUAAAUGGGCUUGUUUUGAGUUCCUCGAUCGUUUAUUGGCGUCUGAUAUGGAAGAGGCGGCACUAAAGGCCCUGACAGCCUUGAAAAAAUUACCAGAUUCAGGUUCAUUAGGGCGUUGUCUGCUCGAUGUGGCGCUAUCAAGAAGUUUACGAGCAGCAGAUCGUUUGAGAUGUGGCGAUAUCCUUCAGCGUACCUACAGAAGAGAGCCCGCACUUAUAGGUCAGAGUAUCGUUGAAGCGCUAGAGAGUCGAAUUCAGGGCAAGGACACCGAAUCUCAAGACCCUAUUUCUUAUGGUUAUAUCACCACCGUUUUGAACGCAAUCUCUCAAGAAAUUCCAGACAAGAACACCCAAGUUAGGAUUCUGCUCAAAUUACUUCCGCUGUCGCAAUGGAAAAUUCUCAACUUGAAAAAUAAUUGGGCUGGUCUGGUGGCUAAUGCAAAAUUGGAUCCUGCGAAACUGGUUGAAGAAAAUAAGCAUGAUAUCGCUCGCACGUUCCAUGAUGUAUUGGGAAAUGCAGACCUCGCACAAUCGGUGUACGGUCAAUGCGUUGUGCAGGCUUUUGCCUAUACGUCCUUCGUCAACCCUGCAGUUAUAGCACCACUUAUUAGUGAUUGCAUUCAAUCUGAUCUGCGGCCCGAUGAGCUAUCUAAACAUAGCGAGGAUGAUUUCUUAAUAUGGGCUGGCAAAGAAGGCGAAAUGGUUUUUGACGUAUUGAAUAAAAAUUUUCAGCAAAAUAUCAGUAAGAACUCUAAGGAGUACGAGACGCUCAAGUGGGAGGCCAGCAUCAGAAAGAAGCAAGUGGCGAAGCUGUCCAAGAAGCUUACGAAGGAGGAACAAACAUUGGUCAACGAGCAACUGAAUAAGGAGUCAACAAUACGACGGGAACUAUCCAAGAUAUCAUUGAGGCUAACUCGCAGCAUAAAGUUAAUCAAACAACUUUUGAAAGACGCUGAGCUCGUUGAUAAUGGCAGCGAAAUCUGGUAUCCUAUUGCAGUUAGCAAGCUGUUGGCGCUCGCGAUAGAACCAAAAGCGAACAAAUUAAUUAACAACUCAGCUCAAGACGCUUUUUUGGACUUAGCCUCCCUAAUAUCUGAACGUCUCGGUUCAAUGCGUUUAUUUGUUGGAAUAGCCAUAUUACGAGCUAAUCAAGUCCCUAAUCUGGAGGAGAGAUUCCUGGAAGAACCACUUUUCGAAUUACUGUCAAGAGUUCUUUUCAGAGUAAAGUUUGUCUCAGGGCAGAAUCCUUUGGAUUCGCUCACGCUGAUUUAUUUGUUACCUCUACUAAUUAACGUGCUCGAGGAAGGCAAGCGUGUUGCGAUUAAAAACGCGGACAAACCGGUAUCAAGAACUGAGUUUGUCGAAGAAGAUGAGCAGGAGGAGCAUUUACUGCUGGCCAUGGAGAUUCUAUCAGUUCAUGCUGAUGCUUUUGAAGAUUCUUCGAUUCCAAGGAAGCCCAUCCUUCAAGUCCUCCUUUCACUUCUCAACCUACCUUCAAAAAGCAAAUCUGCUAAAGACUGCUUAAAUGCGUUGUGUCAAAGCAUCUCAGUGUCUCCAACAGAAGAGGAUGUGCAGGUUCUGCUUUCCAGCUUACUUUCCCCUAGCGACUUCGUGCGCAGCACUAUUUUGCAAGUGAUUGAUAAUGAGUUUGAAUUGGAACCUAUCCUGGAAUGCUCUCCAGAGAUUUUUAUUUGCAAGUUUGACUCCGACGAUUCUAAUCGAACCGUUGCUGAUUUCAUUUGGGACUUUAGCAAUUUUAGCGUCUCUAAAGGGCUAUUGAAUACCCUUCUCACUUUUUUCGGACAAGCAGACAGUGGUCUGAGACUCUUCAUUGCCAAAGCCUAUGCGACAUCGUCUGAGUGGCUGAUGACAAGCGGUGAGAUCUCUUUUGAUGAUAGUCUUAUGUCAUUGAUCAGAUUCUAUCUUGAAAAGGCUCAGCCCUUGAAACCAAUUCUAGAUGAAUACGGUUUGGUGGUCGUUUCUGCAGCUGGGAGAAAAGAUCCCUGGGCAGAGAGAAGCACGGCGGCAAUAGCUCUUCACAAUCUUGUUCGUUUGGCUCGAGACGGUGAGUCGGUCAUCAAGAUAGUCAAAUUCUUGGUGCAAGAAGGUGCUUUAGGGGAUAGAGAACCCUUAGUGCGCCAGGAGAUGAAAGAAGCUGGUGUGGAGAUCAUUACUGAACAUGGAUCUCGUUAUGUGGAGUCGUUGAUCCCUAUCUUCGAACGCUCUUUAUCUGCCGAGACAGAGUCAACUAUCAAAGAGAAUGUAAUCAUUCUUUAUGGGUCGCUGGCAAGGCAUUUGAGUCCUACGGAUGAAAGGAUCCAUACCAUUAUCAGUAGGUUACUGGUUACGCUUGACACACCCUCCUCUGACGUACAGCAAGCCGUAUCAGCGUGUCUCUCGCCUUUAGUUGUAUCUUUCGAAUCGAGAGCUGAAGCAUACUUGCAUGACCUCAUGGAUAAGCUGCUGAAUCCAGCGGUACCCGUAGUCUGUAGGAAAGGUGCUGCGUGGGGUAUAGCUGGUCUGGUGAAAGGCUAUGGCAUUUCGGCUUUAUCUCAGUUCGACAUCAUAAGAGACUUAAUUGAGGCGGCAGAAGAUAAAAAGGAACCAAAGAGGCGCGAAUCAGUCGCGUUUGCCUUUGAGUACCUCUCCAAAUCUCUAGGAAAGUACUUUGAGCCAUAUGUGAUUGAAAUUCUUCCAAACAUUCUGAAAAAUCUAGGAGAUUCAGUGCCAGAAGUUAGAGAUGCAACAGCUGGGGCUACCCGAGCCAUCAUGGCGCAUACCACAAGUUUCGGUGUCAAAAAGCUUAUACCAGUUGCCAUAUCAAAUCUGGAUGAGAUUUCUUGGCGAACCAAAAGAGGAUCAGUUGAGUUAUUGGGUAACAUGGCCUACUUGGAUCCUUCCCAACUAUCUACCUCUCUUUCAACUAUUGUCCCCCAAAUGGUGGGUGUUCUAAGUGAUUCCCACAAAGAGGUGCGUAAGGCAGCAGACGAGUCACUGAAACGGUUUGGCGAGGUUAUAAGAAAUCCUGAAAUUCAGAAACUGGUUCCGGUGUUAAUCAAAGCUAUUGGGGACCCCACAAAGCACACUGAUACUGCAUUGGACUCGCUGAUUGAAACCCAAUUUGUGCACUACAUUGAUGGUCCAUCAUUAGCACUAAUUAUCCAUGUUAUUCAUCGUGGUAUGCAUGAUCGCUCGGCGAAUACUAAAAGAAAGGCCUGCAAAAUUGUCGGAAAUAUGGCUAUCUUGGUUGACACGAAGGAUUUAAUUCCUUAUUUGCAGCAGCUCAUCGAUGAAGUUGAAAUAGCCAUGGUUGACCCUGUGCCCAGUACCAGAGCCACUGCAGCUCGUGCAUUGGGUGCUUUGGUUGAAAAACUAGGUGAGGAACAAUUCCCAGACUUGAUCGACCGUUUAUUGGAAAGUCUAAGUGACGAAACAAGGUCUGGCGAUCGUUUGGGUUCAGCCCAGGCACUGGCAGAGGUUAUAUCCGGUUUGGGUUUGUCGAAAUUGGAGGAAAUGUUGCCAGUUAUAUUGGCUGGAGUAUCAAGCUACAGAAGUUACGUCAGAGAGGGCUAUAUGCCAUUACUUCUCUUCCUGCCUAUUUGUUUUGGCUCUCAGUUUGCUCCUUAUAUCAAUCAAAUUAUUCAACCGAUUCUGGCCGGUCUAGCUGAUGCAGACGAGAAUAUCCGGGACUCAGCGUUGAAAGCAGGCAAGUUAAUAGUAAAAAAUUACGCUACCAAGGCUAUCGAUCUACUGCUACCCGAAUUGGAGAGAGGAAUGUUUGACGAGAAUGAGCGGAUCAGGUUGUCCUCUGUACAGUUAUCGGGUGAACUUCUCUUCCAGGUCACUGGAAUUUCCUCCAAAAAUGAGUUUAGCGAAGAGGACGGUGAGUAUCAUGGUGAAGUGAGUAAAAAGAUGGUUGACGUUCUUGGACAGGAGCGUCGCAACAGAAUUCUAUCCGCACUGUUUGUUUGCAGGAAUGAUACCUCUGGAAUCGUUAGAGCCAAUACUGUGGAUAUCUGGAAAGCGCUUGUUCCAAACACUCCGCGUACAGUCAAAGAGAUUUUACCUACUUUGAUCAGUACAAUCGUAAUUCACCUAGCUUCGUCUUCUGAGACCUUGCGCAAGAUCGCGGCUCAGACCUUGGGUGAUAUGGUUCGCAGAGUGGGCGGCAAUGCUCUCGCACAAAUUUUGCCAACCCUAACGAAGUCUUUGGAGGAAAAAAGUAGUCCCGACUCUAGACAAGGUGUUUGUAUUGCUUUACGUGAGCUCAUUACAUCUUCCUCUCUAGAGUUACUCUCUGAUUUCCAACCAUUGAUUGUCGGAAUUAUACGUGAUACAUUAGUGGAUAGCAGUGAAACUGUGAGACAGGCAUCGGCUCAAUGUUUCGAUGCCUAUCAAGAGGUUGCUGGAAACGUUGCAGUCGACGAAGUUUUGCGGUACAUGCUGCAUCUGUUGGAAUCCCUGGAUGAUGCAGAAUGCGCCCUUUUGGGUCUACAGGAAAUCAUGUCUACCAAGUCCGAUAUUAUUUUCCCAAUUCUUAUCCCAACUUUGCUAUCGCCACCCAUUGAUGCUUUUAAGGCGUCCGCUAUGGGCUCAUUAGCUGAGGUUGCUGGUUCUGCACUUUAUAAAAGACUGGGGACCAUCAUUAACGCUCUAGUGGAUGCCCUCAUCGAUGAAAAUGCAGAAGAAAAGGCUAAGGAUGCACUAGCAACUGCACUAGGCAAGGUGUUUUUGUCUGUUACCGAAGGUGAGGGGCUCCAUCCAUUGCUACAGCAGAUCAUGGCUUUGCUCAAAAGCGAAAUUCCUGAAAAACGUAUUGUUGUCUUGCAGCAAUUGCCCAAUUUCUUUUCUAAAACUGCUCUGGAUUACGAUGCUUACCAAAUAGAUUUUGUCUCCAAUGCGAUCUUAUCGCUCGAUGAUUCUGACAUGCGUAUUGUUCAAGGAAAUUUCGAAGCCCUUUCUGCACUUCUUGCGACAGCAAAAGGUAAAUCUGAUCUGGAGAAGUUCAUUAAGCCAGCAAAGCAGGCACUACAGAUGACAGGUCAGUCUGGGAAGGAUCUUCCGGCAUUUGCACAACCCAAGGGUCCAAGCUGUGUUUUGCCUAUAUUCUUACAUGGUUUGAUGUAUGGAUCUAACGACGAACGUGAAGACUCUGCUUUGGGUAUAGCGGACGUUGUUUCCAAAACACCCGCAGCAAACUUGAAACCUUACGUUAGCACUAUUACUGGUCCAUUGAUUCGUGUGGUUGGAGAAAGAUUCAACAGUGAUAUCAAGGCGGCCAUUUUGUUUGCAUUGAAUAUUUUAUUUGCCAAGAUCCCACAGUUCCUAAGACCCUUUAUUCCCCAAUUGCAAAGAACUUUCAUAAAAUCUUUGUCUGAUCCAUCGAACGAGACUUUAAGACUGCGCGCAGCUAAGGCACUAGGAACAUUGAUCGAGUAUCAGCCUCGUGUUGAUCCUCUGGUUGUUGAACUAGUCACUGCUGCAAAGCAGGCAACGGAUAUGGGUGUCAAGACUGCUAUGCUUAAAGCCCUAUUAGAAGUCGUAGGAAAGGCCGGUAGCAAGUUGGCCGAGCCCUCAAAGUUGAAAAUUGUCGAUCUAGUCGAGGAAGAAAUUCUGUCAUCAAACGAUAAGCUAGUUACCGCUUACGCUAGACUAAUUGGUGCGGUGUCCGAAGUUUUAUCUACCGAAGAAGCGCAAAAGAUUUUGAAGCAAAAAGUCCUAGAGUCCGAUCUGUCUGACGAUUUUGGCAAGUUCGGCAUUUUGACUCUGAAUUCAUUCCUGAGGGAUGUACCCCACCAUCUGAUGGAUGACGGAUUAUUGGAUCAACUGAUCGGCUAUAUUCUGAGCGCUAUCAGCUCGCCAAGCCCCUACUUUUGCGAAAAUGGCUUGAUAGCUGCUGGCAAACUACUACUACUCGAGGGUGAAACAAAUUCUCCAUUUUCUAAUGCCGACAAUGACAGACGUAUGCGGUUGGGUGAGGAUGCUAUUGGUAAGCUAAUACGAUCCUUGUCUGUAACCAUGCUUCAGCCCACGAGUUCUUCGCUCGAUGCAAGACGUCUGUCAUUAGUCGUUGUUAGGACUUUAGCCAGACACAAAUUCAAGGAAAGCAUUGAACCUUUCUUGGACAUUUUAGGACCUUCCGUUUUCUCUUGUCUGCGGGAUAAUGUGAUUCCUAUCAAGCUAGCGUCAGAAAAAGCCUACUUGGCGAUCUUCAGAUUGGUCGAAGAAAGUGAUAUGGCGACAUUCAACUCCUGGUUUGAAAAGGUUUCCUCUGGAGGCGACCAGUUAACAAACGCGGCAGGUGCUCCUGUUCAAUUGAGAUCCAUCGGCGACUACACCAAGAGAGUGGGCAAGAGACUGGCCAAUGUUGAACGUGACAGAAUUGCAGAAGGCGGUGAUGCGGAAGCAAUGUUUAGUGAUCAGUUCGAGGAUGAAAGAGAAAUUUGGGCAGUCGGUGGCGUUGAACUUAGGGAGGAUAUCUGA
Torulaspora globosa is the source of this 8019-nucleotide messenger RNA. RefSeq names its product Gcn1p (gene GCN1). Gene Ontology annotation, cellular component: cytosol. Gene Ontology annotation, molecular function: protein kinase regulator activity. NCBI's taxonomy places the organism in Eukaryota, Fungi, Ascomycota, Saccharomycetes, Saccharomycetales, Saccharomycetaceae. The coding region runs from base 1 to 8019 and encodes 2672 amino acids. The record is from RefSeq and is a predicted model, not a curated record. The transcript has a single exon. Gene Ontology annotation, biological process: cellular response to amino acid starvation; regulation of translation.